AUGCAGCGAAACACAGACACGUUUCUGUCGUGGGGUUUCAAUGACGAAGACGUUGCUCACCUAAUUCAUGCUGCUCCUGGCAUACUGAGCCUAUCGACGAACAGGUUGCAUCAGACCUUUGCCUUUCUGGACAAUGUGGGUGUGAAGAAAGAGAACAUCCCAGAAACUCUGCUCCGAUGCCCAAGAUUCGUGAAGAUGAAUAGCAACAACAACCUUCUCCUCAAGAAGAACCUCCUGCUUCGGCACUACACUAAAGCGGAAGUGGCCGCCAUUCUUCGUCAUACGCCGCAGAUCUUGACAUGCUCUCACGACCAACUCUCCAGCCGGCUGCGGGCUCUUGAGCAGAGCGGUAUGCUUCAUGCCGUGAUGAACCGCGUGGCCAUGAAUCAGGACGGGCAGAAAGACGACAAAGGCCGCCGGCGUCAAUGA
This is a messenger RNA of Symbiodinium pilosum, 429 nucleotides long. Lineage: Eukaryota; Dinophyceae; Suessiales; Symbiodiniaceae. The record is from the annotation of a GenBank genome assembly.